AUAACAAUGUCAAUUCGUCAUAGAUUAAGCAUAGUAUCUGCUUUUUAAUUUAUUAUUAAUCUUUUUAUCUUUCUCAUGCCCCAUAAUUUUACUUCAUUUGAUUUCUACCAUUUUUAGCUUUUAAUUAAAGUCAAAGUCUUUAUCAUUACUAAAGAAAAUGUUGACUCCUUCAAAAACACUUUUAAAACUUGUGAUAGUAUCCAUAACAAUAAAUUCUGUGAUAUGUGAAAAUAAAUACACAAGAAGUGCGAACGAAAAGAAAACAGAGGUGGAUUUUAGAACUUUGGAUAAACCUUUCAGGAUGAAUAAACUAAAUCUCUUGUGGACAAAAGCGCAACAUCGACUAACAGAACCCAAGUUGAAGUCUUUGUACAGUGACUUGAUGAUACAAGAUAAAGAAGAAAUCACAUACAAGAGAGUAAAAAGUGACGGCGGUGAUAAAGAGGGUCUUAAGGAAGCAGAUUUGAGACGUAAACUAACAAACAUUAUGAAUAACUAUGGCUUGCGUGAGCACUUUGAAGAUAAUGCUCCUAGGCAAAAGCAAUAUCCAGCUUAUAACUCGGCCAUAGAUGACCACAUCAAUAGGAGUCUAUUUAAAGAUAAGAAAUUGAAUCAGUUGUGGGCAAAAGCUGAGGCUUCUGGGUUUACAAGAGAGGAAUUGGCAGCCCUAAAGGAAGAAUUCACGCAUCAUCAAGAAAAAAUUGAUCAGUACUAUGAUUUACUGAACGAUGUGGAAGCUGGCGAAAAGAAUCAGUAUAAAAAUGCUAUAAACGAGGACGAGUUAGAACAAUACAAUGAAAUUGACGACCACCGUUUAAAAACAAAUGAAAUUAAAAAUGACUACCUAGAUAAAGCUAAUUUAGUCAGAGAAAAACAUAGAGGGCUCCGAGAUGGAAUGGACAGAUUGCAGAGGAUUACUGCCAGAGGGCCAAACAACAAGGAAUUUAUAGAGCCAAAAGUGCAGGGUCUGUGGAGAAUGGCAGCUGCAGCUAACUUUACUGUGGACGAGCUGGCAUCUUUAAAGGUGGAGCUGCAGCACUACGAAUCACGACUUCUCAAACUACGCACGUUGCAUGCUGAUCAUGUAAGAAAUGUAGACAAAUAUAAAAGCAAGGUGGCAGCGGCCGGUGACAAGUUGGAUCACUUUGACGACCAGCAGCAGAUGAUCAAGAAGCACUCGCGGAAAGUCGAGAAGAUGCACGCCGAUCUCGAAGGCAGAAUACUCCAGCGUCACUCAGAGUUGUGAACUAUGUUGUAUAGUGUAUAAAUACUUUAUAAUAUUUUGUAGUAGAGAAAUAGAUUAUAGUGAAGUCUUAUUGGUCGGCUAUGACUGAUUUGAGCGGCGUAUACUAUAAAACAUGUAUAUGUAUAUGUAUAUGUACGGAGAUAAUAUGAAGGCUGUAAUUCGUCACGUGGUAUAAGUGUCAUAUUGAUUAGGUUAAAAUGUGACUGAAUUUAGUUAUUUUUGAUGGAUUAUCUCCAUACAUUUAUAUUUAUCGCUCACCACGUCGCACUAAUGUUACAAAGAAUCCCAGAUUGAAAAUUCUAAUUAUUUUUCCUGUAGCUGGAAGAACAAUAUUUGUAUUGUCCACAAAAUUUGUGACUUCUUAGCAAGGUAACAGUGGUAUAUCAUGACAAAGUUUCACUUCUUUGAGAUCAAAUUUGUAUGAAUUUAUAACAACACAAGAUGCAUUUAUUAUUAUUUAGAGGCAUUCAACAUGGUAGACAUUUUAUAAAAUUUCUCCUCUGUCAAAUUGCAAGUAAAUUAUUAUUAGAUUCAUUAAUAGAUGUUGUAUUAUACAAUGCAGCUAUUUUCAUUUUCGAAACGUUUUUGGCAAAUACUUAUUUUUAAAUUGCUAGUAAAAUAAUUUUUAAAAUAUAAAAAAAAAGAGAUUAAAAAAUUGAAAUUUAGAAUAGAUAACAAAAUAAGUUAAUUGCUAAAAUAAAAGAAAAAAAUGGGGGAAUGAGCAAAUAAUAUUUCACAAUAGAUAUAAUGUACGUUGUUUCCAAUGUUGAAUGCGUGAAACUUAGAGUCUUAGCUAAUUUUCAAUGACUAAAAUUCUGUGUGGUAUUCAUGUUACAUAUCUCUUGAAAAAAUUGUUAACGAGGAAUCUCCCAGUAAUAAGUUCUAUUGUAAUUAUAUAUUUGUUUUUAAA
Messenger RNA from Galleria mellonella (greater wax moth), 2156 nucleotides. RefSeq names its product alpha-2-macroglobulin receptor-associated protein. The transcript is spliced from 7 exons. NCBI's taxonomy places the organism in Eukaryota, Metazoa, Arthropoda, Insecta, Lepidoptera, Pyralidae. The coding region runs from base 158 to 1246 and encodes 362 amino acids. Gene Ontology annotation, molecular function: low-density lipoprotein particle receptor binding; receptor antagonist activity; heparin binding. Gene Ontology annotation, cellular component: endomembrane system; endoplasmic reticulum. The record is from RefSeq and is a predicted model, not a curated record. Gene Ontology annotation, biological process: regulation of receptor-mediated endocytosis.